This is a messenger RNA of Phytophthora nicotianae INRA-310, 192 nucleotides long. RefSeq lists its product as hypothetical. The transcript is spliced from 2 exons. NCBI's taxonomy places the organism in Eukaryota, Oomycota, Peronosporomycetes, Peronosporales, Peronosporaceae. The record is from RefSeq and is a predicted model, not a curated record. The coding region runs from base 1 to 192 and encodes 63 amino acids.
AUGGCUUCGGUUCUAGAGCCACCUGAGGAGGACUCUGAAACUGCUGUCAUACAGCACAAAGCCUACCGAGUUGCUUUCCUGGUCAGCGACAAUUGCUCCCUGAACAAAAGGUUAGCUCAGGAUCAAUCGUGGCCAGCCCUGACUUUGAGUCAGCCUGCGUCAAAAUUCAGUCUGACAAACAGAACCUUAUGA